Plasmopara halstedii is the source of this 442-nucleotide messenger RNA. RefSeq lists its product as uncharacterized. The record is from RefSeq and is a predicted model, not a curated record. The transcript has a single exon. Lineage: Eukaryota; Oomycota; Peronosporomycetes; Peronosporales; Peronosporaceae. The annotation marks the transcript as partial.
AUGAUGGAUCUUGAGCACAUGAGCGACUUGAUGAGCCACUCUCGAUUUCCAUUUGACAUGAACAGCGAGAUGCUGGCAGUACCAAGUAAUUUGGACGACGAUGAGUUCUUUAAAGAUCUACCUGUGUUGGCACGUAACCAACGACCGACAACACAACAUCGCGAGGCUUCCAGUCACCCAGAAAAGUCUGAUUUCAAAACACGUGAGCAAAAGCCAAAGGAUCAUGACAACGAUCCAAACAAGCAAUCCCAACUGGAUCAAAAGAAACAAAUGGUCAAUACUGAUGCCGACAAAGACAGUCAACUUCGUCGAGCUUUCUCAUCUUACACAUACAGCAACUCGUCCAUUGUGGACGAUAAAGGUCGACGCGUGACAAGCAAGCGUCGUCGUUACGAAGACUCGACGGGUCGACUUAAAGCUGUGCACGAGCGCCAAAUUGAGG